This is a messenger RNA of Styela clava, 3093 nucleotides long. Lineage: Eukaryota; Metazoa; Chordata; Ascidiacea; Stolidobranchia; Styelidae. The record is from RefSeq and is a predicted model, not a curated record.
AACAACAUGUUUUCGAAAGUGCUACGACCAUGGCAUAAAAAAGACGAAAGGUUUGUUGUCAAAUAUCAGAUUCUCGCACAGACUUCAUAUGUGAUAGUUGUCUUCUCCUUGGCGGAUGUAAGUAUUGAAUGCCAGCAGUAUAUUGUCAGUGGAUACAAACAGAUCGACCAUGGGGUUACUAACUACGAAGUUCGAUUGCCAAAGAAGUCAACUGCCAACAUUGAGUCUAUUGAUGGCUCAGCAGAAGUCAAGCCCUCCGACGAAAGGCCCAUUUUGUACAGGGAUCUUAAAAAGCAGAAUAGCAUCCACUACAAAAUAACAUUACAGGCGCCUUCUGCUGGUGAUCACUUAUUACAACUUCGUUUUCGAAGUGGCGACAGUAAUAUCUUCACACAUCCGUUCCAUGUGACACUGGAAGAGGAAACGUACACAGUACCAGACUCCCGGAGGGCAGAGAGCACGAGUCAAAUGUCGCCAAGUGACACCCAAGAACAUGUCAUCCCCGUAAGGUAUCGACCAGAAGAAAAAUUUUUAGUGAAAUAUCAGAUUCUGUCCAAAGGUCCACUUGUUGUAGUGGUUUAUUCAUUACAAGACACUGCGCACGCAUGUCAGAAGUUCACUGCUAGUGGAUAUAAGUGCAUUGAAAGCGGUGCACGAAACUAUGAGGUUCGAUUGCCUCGAUUUUCAAAAUGUAUCAGCAGUAUCGAGUCUUCUGAUCCAUCUGUGGAAGUCAGCCCACAAUUUGAAAUGCCACUUCCGUACACCGACCUGAAAAACCAAACCAGCAUCCAGCAUAAAGUCACACUACUGACAUCUUCUGGUGGUCGUCACCUGCUCAAUCUUUGUCUCAAACGUGAAAACGAGAUUCUACGCUCAGAACCGUUUCACGUUACAUUAGGAGCUGAUGAUUUGUAUGACAGUACUGGUGCGAACUUGGCAGCGCGGGACGUUGUAUCGAACUUCUUAACAAAUGAAGGCGAACCAGGAAGUAGGCAGCCAUUGAAAUCUGAGGAGAAAUUUCGGGUCAACUAUCAGAUUCUCACAAAAGGUGCAUGGGUCGUUGUGAUUUAUUCACUGGCUGAGACCACCGAUGAGAGUCACCAGUUUAUUUCUGGUGGAUAUCAAUGCAUCCAGCAUGGUAUUUCAAACCAUGAGGUUCGAUUCCCUCAUUGGUCACCAUGUACCAGCAGUAUUGAGUCAAUAGAUGGAUCAGUAAUAAUCACACCUGAAGAGGGAAAAAAUCUUUCCUACCUCGAUCUAAAAAAUCAGAAAAGUGUCCAUCAAUCUGUUGCAUUGCUAGCUCAAAGUGGUGGUACUCACCUAUUGCAUCUUCGUAUUAGGAAUGGCGAUGAAAUACUCCAUACAGCGCCUUUCCAGGUGAUAUUGAAGUAUGAAGAUUUGUAUGCAGGUGAAAAGACUUCACAACCGCAACCAUCAAAUACAAAUCAAAGGCAAGAGGAAGUUGGAGUUCCGACUGCUGAUCAGUUCCAUGAUGAUAUUGACGACGCAUAUGAAAUCCCGGAGGAAACUCAACCGAAAGUGCCAGUAGGAGUUAUACGAAGGUUUGAAAUCGAACAAUAUGAUGAAAUACCGCUCAGACAAUCUCCGAUUACCAGACCCAAGGCUUCAAUUUACAAUCCUCCACCUUUACCUGUCAACAAUUCUCCACCUUUACCAGUGAGACCCGACGAUUUUGAUGAUGAUGAAUGGGAUGAUGAUGAUAACCUAUAUGAAUAUGUGGAUGCAGAAAAAAAUAGUGAAAUCCCGACAGUAACCAGACCUCAAUUGCCAGUAGGAGUUAUACGAAGGCCUCAAAUCGAACAAUAUGAUGAUAUACUACUCAGACAAGCUCCGAUUCCUAGAGCUAGGACUUCAAUUUACAAUUCAUCACUUUUUACGAGACUUCACGAUUUUGAUGAUGAAGAAUGGGAUGAUGAUGAAACUAUAUUCGAGGAUAGGGAUGCAGAAAGAAAUAGUGAAAUGCUGACAGCAACUAGACCGCGAUUUCCAAGUCCAGAAUUGAUACGUCUUGAACAACAGGACACUACUCCUCUGGUUAGCCGCACAGAAAAUACAAUGCCUUCUCUCUCAUUGAAGCCCGGAACCGUUCGAGGAAUUCUGGAAAAUCAUAACGUCGACAACUAUUGGCCUUUGUUGGAGAGGUCUGGUGUUAAAAGUGUCGAAGAUCUUGCUCGGUUGGAUAAAAAAAAACUUGAAGAGUUCGGCGUCAAAACAGUAGGUGACAGAAUCAGAAUUAUGAAUGCUGUGGAGAGUUGUAAAUCUCCUUUCAUAUGUUCCAGCAAAGAAAAGGAAGAAAACUUUGCUGUGGAGGAGCUACUGGGGAGAAUUGGCAUGAUCAAUUUCAAGCCUCUAUUCAAGCAAGAAAGAAUAUCGAUGGAAUUACUGAAUGCACUGGAGGAUCAGGAUUUCAAGGAUAUUGGAAUCACGCAGGAAAAUGAUAGAAAAGCCAUUAAGCAAGCACUUGAGGGAAUGGAAGGAUAUUGUGACCUGGAAUGUCAUAAGUAUGACAAUGCAAACUAAAGAUCAACUUUCUGUCUCAACUGAUUCUGUAACAAUUUUUUAUUUAUAUAAAAAUAUAAAAUUUGUUUCGUCUCAGAAUUUGAUUUCUGUUAUCGGAAUAAUACUGUAAACUUUCUACUUGGCAUUAAUAAUGACCUCAUCGUUUAAGGGGGAAACGAGAAAAAACAAUUUCUUGCUCAUUCUAAAAUCACUCAUUUCAAAAAAGAAAGUGAAACCCUGAUUGGUCAAACUGGGCCCCUUUUCUGUAAGUGUAGGAAGUAAAGAGAAAGAAUUUAUCAGAGUGACAAAGAAAUCCUAAACGCCUUUAUAUAGAAUACCCAAGCCAAAAUAACAAGGGGAGAAAGGAGUGAAGGGACCAGAAAUAAAUGAGGGGAAUUGAGAUCAACUAUUCUAGCAAUGUUUGAUGUUCGUUAUCCGAACAAUUUCUAUUUAAGGUGCAAUUUGAUCAUUUUAUGCCACCUGUUUUUAUCGUUGUUUAUUAUAAUGUAUGUUUAUAAAACAAAGAAAUAAAAUAUUGAAAAAUGUCGAAAUUUAUUUUCCUGUUAUAUAAAA